This is a messenger RNA of Nerophis lumbriciformis (worm pipefish), 1398 nucleotides long. RefSeq names its product potassium channel subfamily K member 1-like. Gene Ontology annotation, molecular function: potassium ion leak channel activity; outward rectifier potassium channel activity. Gene Ontology annotation, biological process: potassium ion transmembrane transport; stabilization of membrane potential. Gene Ontology annotation, cellular component: plasma membrane. NCBI's taxonomy places the organism in Eukaryota, Metazoa, Chordata, Actinopteri, Syngnathiformes, Syngnathidae. The record is from RefSeq and is a predicted model, not a curated record.
AGGAAUAUGAUCAUGUUUACUUUUAAAUUGUUAAACGGCGGAUAUAUGCUUUUUUAAAUUAUUUUUUUAAACCACCUAGACCCACCUGUUCAGGUGAAUGACGUCACCGCCUCCAGGCGAAAGGCGGAAGAAGACGACGCCGGUAAACCGCCCGUGUUAGUCCGCCUUUUCACAUCUUUAUCGGUCAUUUAAAAGUUAAAAAAAGGGCGGCCAUGGAGGUCUGCUUCACCGCGCGUCAACAGUCGACGUUUAACUUCGCGGUGUUGGUGGUCGCCUACCUCGUCUACCUGCUCAUUGGCGCCGGGGUCUUCUCCGCCAUCGAGCUGCCCUACGAGGUGGAGCUGCGGGCCGAGCUGGAGGCCUCCCAGCGGGACUUCAUCCGCAACAACACCUGCGUGUCGGAGGAGGACCUCCAGGCGCUGCUGGCCCGCGCCUUGGAGGCCAACAACUAUGGCGUGUCCGUCCUGGGAGGAAGCAGCCAACGGAACUGGGACUUCAUGUCCUCCUUGUUCUUCACCAGCACCGUGCUCACCACCACAGGUUACGGUCAUACGGUUCCUCUGUCGGACGAAGGAAAGGCGUUCUGCAUCUUCUACUCCAUCGUGGGCAUCCCCGUCACCCUCUUCUUGCUCUCCGCCAUGGUGCAGAGGAUCAUGAUCCUGGUGACCCGCCGACCCCUCUCCUACUUCCCCCGCAGGUGGGCCGUGUCCAAGUCCAGGUUCGCCGUGGGCCACGCCGCCCUCCUGGCCGCGGUCGUGGCCAUGCUGGUGCUCAUCAUCCCCGCCUGGAUCUUCUGGGCCUUGGAGAAGGACUGGAACUUUCUGGAGUCGCUCUACUUCUGCUUCAUCUCCUUGACGACCAUCGGUCUGGGAGACUACGUGCCAGGGGAGAGGCACGACAAAGAGGACAGCCCACACCGCCACAUCUACAAGCUGGUCAUCACCGUGUACCUGCUGCUGGGCCUGCUGCUGAUGCUGGUGCUGAUGGAAACGUGCGUGGAGCUGCCUCAGAUGAAGCGCCUCAGACAGAGGUUCUACCAGGAGGACAUCCGGGAGCUGGACGGCGAGGCGGCCAACAUCAUGGAGCGUGAGCACGUCGCCGAGCCGCACGUCAACUACCGCCCGGGCGGCAUCCCGUCCGUGUCGCAGCAGGCCGCCUCCAUGAGGGCGGGCGGCAGGCAGGUGUCGUACACGCCGGCCUCAGGCUCCUCCCUCCACGGCCAACUGAGCUGAACUCGCCGAGAGAGGGGAAGUGAAAACAGACAUGGCCGCUUUUUUUCUUCUUCUUCUUCCUUGUUUGCUCGUUCCAUGCAGAUAAGAGUAGGAACACAAGAGGAAGGGCUGGGAACUUUCCACUUCCUGCCUGAAAGUUCACAUCAAGGCUUAGCCAAUGAUUAGC